AUGAGACGCCGUGAGCGUGCAAAUAUGGUGGUGGUGUCAUCUGAAGAGAAGUAUUGCUACGCUACAGCAGUAUUUGGACCCGUUAUUGACUAUCUCGCAGUGAUGUCAAGCCGAGCGUUCUACGCAGCAUUACAGUUGUGGAGAGAAAUUAUUCGGAAUGGUUUUGCACAGCCAGGGGUAUACUCGUCGGAUUCUACGACGGUUCCUGCUGAAGACUUAGGGUCAGGUGAUGAUGUCGAUGGCGGUUUAGACAGUGAUACUGUCUCUGAGAUUAAGCCGGCAGACAUGAUUGAUACAAUAGGGAUGAUCAGAGAUAUGGAACAAAGUGAGCACGUCUGA
Messenger RNA from Phytophthora nicotianae INRA-310, 339 nucleotides. RefSeq lists its product as hypothetical. Lineage: Eukaryota; Oomycota; Peronosporomycetes; Peronosporales; Peronosporaceae. The record is from RefSeq and is a predicted model, not a curated record. Bases 1 to 339 code for a protein of 112 amino acids. The transcript has a single exon.